Molecule: messenger RNA, 8793 nt
Organism: Taeniopygia guttata (zebra finch)
Lineage: Eukaryota; Metazoa; Chordata; Aves; Passeriformes; Estrildidae
Gene: CER1
Product: cerberus 1, DAN family BMP antagonist
Source: RefSeq, a predicted model, not a curated record
AUAUAAAAUAUAUAUAUCAAUAAUUUAUAGUUAAAAUAUACCUGCUGUUUACUCUAAUCAGCUUCUGAAUUCAGUUUUUUCUUCUGUUUGGGCCUAUUCUUGAGGAAUACUAUAAGGACAUUUGUACCAUGGGUUAACCACCCAUAAAUAAGAAAAUGCUGUUUGUUUUUAAAAAUAAAUCUAAGAAAAUAUAUAGGUCUGCAAGCAGAUAUACAAGAAGAAGAACAAGACUGCCAGUCUAUAAAAAUGAAUUUUAAUAUUACUUUUGAUUUAAAGAAGGAUGUGAAAAGAGUCCUUGUCCCUCAGAAACUUCAGCCUCCUUCAGAGGAAAUUUCCCUCCCGUUACCCUAUGCUGACUGUAGUAUGGAUAACUCUGCUACUCUGUGUUACUUAAACACUGUUCUCAGUAUCAGUACAUUUAAAUGAUUUGAAAAAAUUAGGCUCUAAAUUAGGCUCUUAUUUUCAAGGCUUUUAAAUUUUACUAUUUUUUUUUGGCCUUGAGGUAGUGUAUUGUUUUCAAUCAGAAGUACUCCUAAGCACCAGGAUCCCAUAGCUUAGAGGUAUAGAAGACAAAGGAGUACAGGACAGCUGAUCAGUAUUCAGCAUUUCUCCCAAAUCAAGACAAAUGUAUCCCCAUGAGCAAGAAAUCAAACAACAGUUGCAGAAGACCUACUGGGAUGAGCAGAGAGCUUCUAGCCAAUCUCAAACAGGAGAAAUUUAUGGAACAUGGAAAUGGAGAGAGGCUGUAUGGGUGGCGUAUAGGAAUAUAGUGGGCAUCCUGGAGAUAGAAGAUACAGAGAAGGUAGAGUAACUGAAUUACCUCUUGGCCUCAGACUUCACUGCUGAGGCUGUCCUUCAGUAAUCCUAGACCCUGGAGGCAAGAGAGGAAGACUGGUGAAAAGAAGACUUGCCCUUGGCCAUUGAGGGUUUGGUUAGAGGUCAGCUAGGCAGACAAAACCAGAAAUCCAUGGGCCCUGGUGGGAUGCACACACAGGUGCUGAGGGAGCUGGCAGAUGUUGCUGCUAAACCCACUGUACAUCUUCUUUGAAAAAUGAUGGAAGAGAGGUGCCUGAUGACUGGAGGAAAGCCAGUGGCACUCCCAUCUUCAAAACUGCCAGCAAAGAGGAUCUGGGAAGCUACUGGCCAGUCAGCCCCACCUCCAUCCCUGGAAAGGUAUUGGCACAGAUCACUCUGGAGGCUGUGACCAAGCACGUAAAAGAAGAGAAGGUCAUCAGGAGUAGUCAGGGUGGACUCACCAAAGGCAAAUAAUGUUUGACCAAUCUGAUGGCCUUCUGUGAUGGUGUGGCCGGAUGGGUUGUUGAGGUGAGAGCAGUGGAUGUUUUCUACCUGAGCUUCAGCAAGACUUUUGACACGGUCUCCCAUAAAAUCCUCAUAGAUAAGCUCAAGAAAUGUGGAUUAGAGGAAUGGACAGUGAAAUGGACCAAGAACUGGCUGAAGGCAGAGCUCCAACAGUCAUGAUCAGUGCAGCAGAGUCCAGCAGGAGGCCUGCAGUCAGUGGUAUUCCCAAGGGAUCAAUAUUAGGACCAAUCUUACUGAACUUACUUGUCAAUGACCUGGAGGAAGGGAUCAAAUGCACCCUCAGGAGGUUUGCUGGUGACACCAAACUGGGGGCAGUGUCUGAUCCACCUGAAAGCUCUGCUGCCAUUCAGUGGGACCUUGAUCAGCUGGAGGGUUGGGCAGAGAGAAACCUGAUGAGGCUCAACAAGGGGAAGUGCCAGGUCUUGCACCUGGGCAGGAACAGCCCCAAGUGGCAGCACAGGCUGGGGCUGACCUCCUACAGAGCAGCUCUGUGGAAAAGGACCUGGGACUCCUGGUGGAUCACAAGCUGUCCAUAAGCCAUCAGUGCCCCCGUGGCCAGGAGGGCCAAUGUCAUCCUGGGGUGCACUGGGAAGAGUGUGGCCAGCAGGUCGAGGGAGGUGAUCCUCCCCCUCUACUGAGCCCUGGUGAGGCCACAGCUGGAGUUCUGUGUCCAGUUCUGGGCUCCCCAGCACGAGAGAGACAAGGAGCUACUGGAGAGGGUCCAGUGGAGAGCCACAAGGAUGGUCAGGGGUCUGGAGCUUCUCUCUCAUGAGGAGAGACUCUGGGAGCUGGGACUGUUUGGUCUGGAGAAGACUGAGGGGGGAUCUCAUCAAUACAUAGGAAAUAUCUCAAAGAUGGGUGUCAGGAGGAUGGUGCCAGUCUCCUUUCAGUGGUGCCCGGCAACUGGUUUUAGUACAGUGACCAUAAACUAAAGCACAAGACAUUCUACCUCAACAUGAGGCAGAACUUCUUUAUACUGAGCGUGGCAGAGCAUUGAAACAGCUGCCUGUGGAGGCUGUGGAGUCACCCUCUUUGGAGACACUCAAAAUCCACCUGGAUGCAUUCUUGUGUCACCUGCUCUAGGUGACCCUGCUUUGGCAAGGGGCUUGGACUGGAUGAUCUUCAGAAGUCCUUGUCAACCCUAAUGACUGAAAGGGUGAUUCUGUGAUUCAGAAUCUGCUAUCUUAAGUAUUGCAUAUAAGCAGAGUGAGCAAAAGAAUAUAAUUUUAUGCAUAUAGAAGAAAUUUUAUGGUAAGUUUAUAUCUAUUUUUAUUUUAACUAAAGAAAAUGUGUGCAUCUUCCUUGGAUUUUAUUGCAAAAAUUUUGUUGGUGGUGUCAAAUUCUUCAGUGAAUAACCUAUCUCUCUCAAAUUAUUCACAACAAUCUAGGAAGAUGCAGCUUCCUGAAGUCUUUGCCCAGACACAUUUUUCCUUGUCCCAUAGGUUUUCCCAGUGUCUUUCUCCCUGUCCCAUGCUUUAGCAAUCUGAGGCUAUCAAUUACAUUCCCAAGAGAACUCCUCAGGCUGGGUCUGCAAUUGGAUACAGUGUCAAUUAGGCAGUACAUGUGUGCCAGUACCAUUCAGAGACAGAACCACCUAUUGUGUCCUGUGUAUGUACCUACAGCCAGGAGAAUGUGGUCCAAUACUUGUGAAAGGAUGCUCAUCAUAGCCCCACUGAAGACAUAAAAAAGCAUUCUAAAGUGUGAGCACCUUCAUUUUGGUUGCCGUAUAAAACUUAAUGCUGUUCUUAGUUCUGUUGCCAGAACACAGAAAAUAAACAGAGAAAUGUUAAGAGGAAAAAAAUGAAUGGAGAAACAAACAGUGCAACAGAGGUCUUGAAAUACAGGGCAGUUAAUGAUGAAGAGUAACUAUAGUCAGAGGUACAAAACCAAACAAACCUAUUGCCUAUUCUUUCAUCUCAUACCUUGUUAAGAGACUCUUGGUUUCACAAUUAGAAAUUUCCCAUGAGGCCUGUAUGUGAUCUGCUUCCCUGAAACUCAGUAAAACAAAGACCACAGAUGGCCUUCUUUGAUAAGUACAAUUAUUGGAGAAUAAACUGCAUAGUGAUAAUUCAUUAGUUCUGAAGUCUUCAUAUGGGGUCUGUGAAAGAUAUGUCUGGAUACAAGUUUGUCUACAUUGGACGUGUUUUGAAAAUUACAAGAUAUUGAAUUGGAUCGUAUAUAUAAAAUCCAUUUAAAUUAUUUGAUCAUCAGUCAUGGUAUGAUGAGUCUAUUUAGCUCAACAGACAGAAAGUAAUUUAAGCACUGCCCAAGAAUUAUUUUUAGUCAUCAACUGGCAGCAUAGAUAAUGUCCAUUAAUGACUGAAUAAACUCCAGCUUUGAAACAAAUGAAUACCAUUUUGCAUUUGCAUAGCACUCAUCAUCUAUAGAUCUGACAGUUUUAAAAGGAUUGGCAAACAUUCACAGUGACUAUUUCUAGUGAAAACAGAAUGUCCUGAAUAAACUGCUCCUAUGAAGGCAAACUAAAGCCUGCUUGGAAGACACUGCUGCAUAUAGUUUUCAGAUUUAAUAACUAGAAAACAGUGAAAACAUUUUAUGCUUAUAUGAAAAGGUAAUCAGGCAGGAAAACAAGUUUUUAGAAAAGAAACAACAUUGGGGUUUUUUUGUAGAAAGCUGAGAUUAGGUCUAUUUAGAACAUAAUGAUUAUGUGCCCAGUCCAAUGCCUGUAGUCAAUUAUUAGUCUGUGCAGCCAACGUCACCACAAAAAGACUUGCAAAUGCCUGGUAUUUUUAACUUCAGAAUGACUAUCUGAGCUUGUUAUCUGAGCUGAGAUGCGUUCCUGUUAUGCAUGUAGGCUCUUGCCUAAGCAGAGAGGCUAAGGAGAGACCUGCUAUGGUUAUAUAGGCAGCCGCCUUCAAAACAGAUUAUGGUAGUGUUUAGAUACUGAACAAACCAUGCCCAGAUGUACCAUGUCCCAUAUCUUACCAGCUUUGCCUCUUGGAAAGCAGCCAUAGCAUAUAGGCAUGAAGCAACAGUGUUAGACUUUCUUAGCAGAACCAGGCACACUGCUUUUUGAUCUCAUCAGUUCUUCAGUAACACCAUCCUGACCCCAGGAAUUAGAACUGGCUUGACCUAGAAGUGAAGAGAGCUCUUUUAUCAGCCUUUGGGUUGCAGAGCAGCUUGCAGAGGGACUUGCUGACACCACUUUGCUUCAGUCUUCUGAAGUCUUCUACCCUUCUGUAAAUAAUUGUGCAUUUACAUCUGAAGGUCCCAAAGGCCUCUCUUCUUGCUGUAUGUUACAGGACAGAACACAUGUUCUGUAUGUACCAGGAGUGGAUUCUGAUCUCAAAGAGGUUUUUUUCAUUGCCAAUGCACAACAAUGUAACCUUAGCAGCAAAACAUCUCUACAUAUAUAUCAAUAUGAUGAUUUUUAUACAUUCCUUGCUAACAGUUACUCUGCAGGAAUAACCCAGGCCAGUUUAGUUUACAUAGUCUGGGAAGUCAAAUCAUUCCAGUUUUACAAUUUACUGAAUUUUUAUCUGUGCAUUAUCAGAGACAUCCUUAGAUGACCUGCAAAUAUGUAUCUUGCUUCAAAAAGCCAAAUUUCAUGUAUGAAAGGCAUUGCCAAAUGCGUUUGAUUCUCUGCAGCAACAUAACACAAUACAACACAAUACAAUACAGUACAAUACAAUACAAUAUAAUACAAUAUAAUACAAUAUAAUACAAUAUAAUACAAUAUAAUACAAUAUAAUACAUAGGUCUGAAUAUCAGCCCAGUCUUUGGGCUUUUCAGCAACUAAAACAGAGAGAAAAAGAAGGAAAACUCAAAAUUUAAUGUUCUUGUCAUUUCUGAAUAGUUUUGACUGACUGUUACCAGUACAUAGGUAUUUUAGCUACAUAGGUCAACUGCUUCAGUUGAAAUAAUUGGUGAACACAAAUACAAUGUGUAGAUUCAAAGUGCAGCUCUAGGCAAGAAAUUAAUUCCCUGAAAAUUAAAGUCAAGUAAUAUCAUACAUCUAGUACACAUAAUUUUUCAAGAAUAAUAAAAACUUUAGAGUCUACUGACAGAGUUUCAUAGAAACAGGAGUGUGAAGAUUAGUGCACCUAAAUGGCAAAUUAUCUGAAGCAGAAUUUCUUUUGAUAUUAGGAUCCCUGUUUGCAAUGUUUAUUGAAAAUAACUUUUUCUUCUCCCAAAACUUUUCUCCAUACGCUGUUCUAGUAGAUUAUUUUUUCUUACAUGCUGCAUAGCAUGAUAAUUAUGAUAAUUGAUGCAAAGAUGUUUCUAUUUUAAGGCCUAGUAGUCUUUAGGUAUUUCUGUUGAGAUUUUGAUAGCUGGAAUCAUAAAUAUCUAUUUUUAACAUGUUUUUUUAAAUAUUCAUUUAUCACUAUCACUUUAUAGGAUGUCUGGGGUGGCUUUGGUGCCUGAAGAGGAUGUGGCACUGUAGGAUAAUCUUUGAAAACCCAGGAAGCAGAGUUUCUUCACCUUGGGACUUUUUGCUCUGUGCUGGUGACACGUUUGCACUCGAGCUGCAAACCUGCUGUGAGGAAGAUGAAGAGAGGACUAGUGCUUCCUGAUUGAUUUCUUUGACUGUCUGAGCAGCAGUCUGUUAGUCAUGCAGUCAGGUCAUAUCCCAAAUCUGAAAGUCCAAAGUUAGACUUAAAUUUUGAAAACACAGUCUUCAGAUUGAGCUUACCGUUUCAGCAAACUUUAAUCAGCUUGCCUUUUCCUAUUGUAAUUAAAUAACACUGUCCCUGUUUUGACAGUCUUUGGCUGUAUGGAAUGGAAAGUCAAAAUAAACAAUGGAGACCACACUGAACAUUCUAAUACACAACUUCAAAUGUUUACUUAAUUCCUCAGCCUAAACUAGACACCUUAUCCAAAUAUUUCCUCCUGUUGACUCCUUCUGUCCUCCACAACACCCUGAGUUACUAGAUUAUAGAUAGGAGCUUCUAAUACACAUAACUCAGAUUGAAAGCAGAGUUUCAUUAGCACAAACUUCCCUAUCAUAAUUGUAAUCUACAGUAAAUGAAUGCAAUUAGCCCCACCAGCAUCUCCCCUGAGCCCUCCUCUCCUCUGCCAUAAUCUCUUGUAUAAAGCUAGCAUACUACAUUCACUGCAAUAGCAGCAGGUCUACAGGGAAGCCCUUUCCAGGAUCAUGUCACUGCUUCUCCUUCAGAUGUUAGUAUUUUCAUGUCUUGGAGCCACAGAGCUACAGAGAAAUUCACAGCAAAGGAGAAGCAGAAGACCAUUUCAGCACUUCCUCUACCUGAACAAAAAUCUCUUUGAAAGCCAAAGUUCUCCUGAGCUGGUAAGCGAGAACCCAGUAGGAGUUGAAGAGACCCUGAAAGUACCAAGCUUUUUUGUAUCAAUUCCACAGACAGCAUCUGGAAGUGAGAAGAAAGAGGAAAAAAAAAUGUCCAGAUUCAUACUUCCCAGUGCAGGACUCCAUGCAGACCAAAACCUGAGAACAUGGGUUGCAUCCAGAGAGACCUCUCCUGUGGAAAACCUCUCUCCACCCCAUUAUUCCAGCAAGAGAGAGUCUGAAUUUCCCUACAGAAAAGAUGCCAAGAAAUUCUGGGACCAUUUCAUGUUAAAGAAAAAUUCAGCAUCUGAAGAGGUUGUCCUGCCAAUCAAGACCAAUGAAAUGCACCAAGAAAACUGCAGAACCCUGCCUUUCGCCCAGGGUGUUACUCACAACAGCUGUGAGAAGGUGACAGUACAGAAUAAUCUGUGUUUUGGAAAAUGUAGUUCUUUUCAUGUUCCUGGUUCAGAAGAUCACCUUUAUACCUUUUGUUCUCGUUGCCUGCCCAGCAAGUUCUCCAUGAAGCGCCUGGAUCUCAACUGCACUGAUUCUGUUCCAGUGGUCAAAGAAAUCAUGAUUGUAGAAGAGUGUAAAUGUGAAAGUCGGAAGAUUAAAGACCCUGUGAUUGGAUCUCUGCUGUCAGACUUGUAUGAAAAUGUACAUGAGCACAAUUAACUUGUGCAAAGUACCUCUUAAUUGAUCAUAAGAAUUUACAAUGAAAAAAUUCAAACAAGUUGUCAUCACUCUAGUACAAAAAACUAUUAAAAAUGUAUAUUUUCUACAUGGUCUCUGUUUCAACAAUAACUUUACCUAAAGUGUAACAAAUGUUUCCUUGCAGCUGUUAAACAAAAUUAGGUGAAAUUGUUUGGCUUAUGUGUAAAGGUCUUACUUUAACAAGGGAAAACUUUAAAAAUCUUCCACCCUUCCUAUCAUUGUUUCUAGGCUGCUAGUAAACAAAGACUGAAUUAACAUGAUUUAUCUGUGCAAAACCUGAAUGUUGACUAGUUUUUCUUGCCUUUGCUUGUGAGGAGUGCCAAUAUAGCUGUAUUAGCAACAAAAAUGAGAUUUUAGCCUGUUCCCUACAAAAACAGUCUACUUUUACAGCAAGAUAAUGACUUGGGGAGUGUAAAACAUAAAUGGACAUGAGUUACAUAGAAAUCUGUGACUAGUUAAUGUCUGUGACUAGUUAAAUCUGUGACUAGUUGAUCUCAGUUGGAGUUCAGUUCUCAUUGAAAACUAAUAUACCACACAAUUUACACCAAUAGAUAAUGGGAAGGGGUAUUUUGCCAUAGAAAUCACUUGCGCUCUUUUUCACAUGCCUGCAUUCACCCUCUACCUUUAUUUUUAUUUAAAGUGUUCAACUGCAGAAGGAGGAAAAAAAAUAUAAAAUGCCACACUCUUACAGAAAACAUCACAGGCAAAUACACUGUUCUUAUUUAAAUUCACUAGUAUUUAAAUUAUUUAAAGACAAUGCACAUUUUCUAGUCCGAUAAAUAUUUACAUUGUCACUGAAUCUAAGAUAAAAUUUAAAUAAUAUUCUCAACUCUUAAACUAAAGCAGAAAAGGCAUUUGUGUGACUGCAAGUCUGAGAAUUACUUUAUCAUUAUAGCAAUACCUUAACAACUUUACAGGAAAAGCUGAGAGAGCCCUGCUAGGAAGCAUUGGAGUCUACUGCUGAGCAACACAGCACUAGAGAUUAUUAGCUGAACUGCUGGCUUUCUGGCUCUCUCCAGCUGCUUCUCCCUAGAUUUCUCCUGCAGACCUGGCACACCAGAUAGAGAUCAGCUUCCAGCAGAAGAGUUCAGCAUAUCUCUAUGCCAUUUUUUUCAGUCCUCUGAAAAUCUGCUCUCAGACCUGGGCCACUGUUGUUAAACUGUCCAAGCUCUUUUUUAUGGUACUGGAAAUCACUAUUGACUUAGCAUAUUCAAGGUCAAAUUCAAGGGCUGGGGUAAAUGAUUCCUUAUAUUUGAACUGCAGUAGAAUUAGAAGUAUCUUAAUAUUCUUUCAGAAAACAUGUACAGCAUGUCUUUGGAGUCCAAGGCCCAUGUUGAAUAUUUACUAAAAAUUGCAUCUGAAUCAUAUUCUGAUACUGGGUGUGAAGCUGUUUGCUUUCCAGGCCACUUGCAGUGAAUAAAGUAAAGACUCGUAUAUAGUUACCUUUCCCUACAUAUAAACCUGUUUUUAGAUAAUAAAAAUUGAGCACUAAAACUCAA